AUGCCCAGUCCUUCACGGGGCGAGGAGGAGUCGCCCGCCACCGGCGCAGAGCCUCACCUCUCCAACGGGUUCGAUUCUACAAUAGGCAAGGCAGGUCUCGGCAAGACGGGCCGUGUCAUCAACAGACUAGUUUCCGAUAACGAAGCGUUGAAACGCGACAUUCAGAUCGAACGCCUGAAAGCCGAGGAAGCACGACAGGCGGCGCGACUGAUGGAGGACAAGAUGGAGAGGAUAGUGUCUGACUACGAAAGCCGGCUACUAGAAGCAAACGUCACGAAGACCUUACUAGCACGCAAAGAGCGGCAGGUCGAGAGCCUGCAGGCAGCAGUCGAGCUGGAGAGGCAACGAACUACAGAUGCCCAAGGGCGAGAACGCACUUGGCGCGACGAGAUGGAGAAGGCCAGGAUAGACGCAAAAAGGCUCGUCGAGGAGGCCACAAAUCACGCAGCUCUCAUGGAGGGCCGAUACAACGCCAUCAGCAGCCACUGGAGAGAACAAGGCGACGAGGUCAAGCGAUCAGUGACUCGCAUGGGCAAGGAGAUCGCCGAGCUGCUCGAGGACAGGAGGAAGGAUGACGAUAAGAUCACCGUUUUGAGAGACCUGUGUGACCAGCAAGAUGGCAAUAUUAAAGACCUGCGGCAGCAGAAGGACGAGAUUGCUCGGCAGUUCCAGGCUUAUAAGGACGAGCAGGAGAAUCUCCUCCGAGACAUCAAGACGAAGGCGGCGGAGAGGGAGACCCAGCAACAGCGGACAUUGGAGGAGUCGAAGGAAGUGCUGGAUAAACUGCGGUGGGCUCUGAAUGUGAAGCAAAACGUACCCGGGGCCGGCUAG
Molecule: messenger RNA, 831 nt
Organism: Phaeoacremonium minimum UCRPA7
Lineage: Eukaryota; Fungi; Ascomycota; Sordariomycetes; Togniniales; Togniniaceae
Exons: 1
Coding region: 1-831 (276 amino acids)
Source: RefSeq, a predicted model, not a curated record